This is a messenger RNA of Letharia columbiana, 822 nucleotides long. RefSeq lists its product as uncharacterized. Bases 1 to 822 code for a protein of 273 amino acids. The transcript has 4 exons. Gene Ontology annotation, molecular function: protein binding. The record is from RefSeq and is a predicted model, not a curated record. Lineage: Eukaryota; Fungi; Ascomycota; Lecanoromycetes; Lecanorales; Parmeliaceae.
AUGUUUGCCCGGCGGACGCACCACAAUGACAGCUUCUCUAAGCAUCGUGCCAGCAAAUCUAUUUCCACGAGCAAACAGAAGCGGUCCUUCCGAGACCAUGCCGCAGCUGCGAAGAAGAUGGAGAGGUCCAGGAAGCCUGAGAACCCACCUCAGGGAAGCACCCUGACCUCACCAAUCGUCACCCUCUGCGUCGGCGUGGAGCAACGUCUCUUCGCCGCCCACCAAGACAUCCUCUCCACCUCCCCCUUCUUCGCCGCCAUCUGCCGCGGCCAGUUCCUCGAGUCCAGCACCAAACGAGUCAACCUCCCCGAAGAACUCCCCGAGGUCUUCUCCUCCGUCCUCGAAUACCUCUACAAGGGCGACUACUACCCUCGCCUGCUGCACAACAAGCGCCGAAAUGCGUGGGAGCUCGAAGAGACGGCGGCGAGCGGUUCGGAAGCGACCGUCUACCACAUGGGAUGCGGGCAGAUGCUGCUGAAGGACACCCUGGUGUACUGCACGGCCGAACGUUACGGCUUGGACGAGCUCAAGAGGUUGGCUCUGCGCAAGCAAGGCCUACAAUCCGGCAUCCAGUGCAGCACCAUCCUCUCGAGCGCGAGGUACGCGUACGCCAACACGCCGGAGAGUGACUCGAAGCUGCGGGCGCACUACCUGGCCCUGGUCAUCCGCAGCAGGGCUACGUUCAAGAGGAGCGGCACCAUGCAGAUGGAGAUGGAGGCUGGAGGCUUGCUGUUCUUCGACUUGUUCGUCGCCAUGGCUAAUCAUAUCGACGACAUCGCGAUCAUCACCAAGUCACCGCGUACACCGCACUCGGCUCGCUAG